Lactuca sativa (garden lettuce) is the source of this 1427-nucleotide messenger RNA. Its product is annotated as polyubiquitin-like. Gene Ontology annotation, molecular function: protein binding. Lineage: Eukaryota; Viridiplantae; Streptophyta; Magnoliopsida; Asterales; Asteraceae. The record is from RefSeq and is a predicted model, not a curated record.
UUCACCGGCAAAACCCCUUAACUCGGAGGUCGAAACUUUGGAUAUACCAUCGACAACAUCAAAGCCAUGAUUUUUUCUGUAUAAGAUAUAACUCCUGAUCUGUCGGCAAGAAGUUGGAAGAUAACAGAGCCAUCUCAGACUACAAUAUCCAGAAGGAAUCUACCCUUCGUCUCCUCCUCCAUCUUCGUCGCAGGAUGCGGAUCUUUGCCAGAAUGCCAAUGGGGAAGACGAUAGCUAUGGAAGUUGAAAGCUUUGAUACCAUAGGUAAAGUGAAGGCCAAGAUUCAGGAUAUAGAGGGGAUUCCACCGCAUCAUCAGCUUUUGAUCAUUGCUGGGAAGAACCUCGAGGGUCCUAGAACUUUGGAAGAAUACGACAUGCCAUUAGUUUUUACAUUGCACCUGAGUCUGAAGUUUGAAGAUGAUAUGCGGAUUUUUGUAAAAACUUUGACAGGGAAGGCCAUCACGCUGGUGGUGGGGAACUCGGAAACCAUUUGUAACGUGAAGGAAAAAAUUCAGGCCGUUGAGGGGUUUCCAUGGCAUCAACAGCGUUUGUUCAUUGCUGGAAAGAAGCUUGAGAAUGACAAAACUUUGUGGGAUCAUAACAUCGAAAAAGAAUCUACAUUGGACCUUAUUCUUGGUCGUGGGUGGGGAGGAGAUGUUUUUCAGAUUUUUGUUGAGAAUUUAAAUGGGAAGAUGAUUGGGCUGAUGGUGGAGAGCUUGGAGACAGUUAAUAACUUGAAGGCAAAGAUUUGGGUCAUUGAGCGGAUUCCAUUUCAACACCAAUUGUUACUUUAUGAUGGAAGGCAUCUAGCGGAUGGUAAAACUUUGGGUGAUUAUAACAUCCAGAAUGAAUCUACAGUGCACGUGAUGCAGAAGAUGUAUGGAGGUUGUUAUCAUGUUUUUGUUAAGACUUUGACAGGCAAAACCAUCCAGGCUUCUCCAGGAGCUACAGGGACCAUUGAUGAUUUGAAGGCAAAGAUUCAUGACAUUGAAGGGAUUCGACCACAUCAUCAACGUUUGGUUACUUCUGCAAAGAUCCUUAAGGAUUUUAGAACUUUGGCGGAUUAUAAUAUCCAACAAGAAUCUACAUUGGAUCUGGUUCUGAGGCUUGGAAGAGGUGAUAUGCUGAUUUAUGUUGUGAUUAAUUUGAAAAGGAACUGGAAGAUCAUCAUGCUGGAGGUGGAAAUCUCGGAUACCAUUAAAUUCCUCAAUUAAAUGUUAAUUUCAUAUGAGUUUGGUACUUUUUAACCAGUAACUAAGAUCUCCGGUAACAAAGCUCUGAUAAAUAUCCUAAAAGUUGGAAUUUUAUUUUAAUUAUUUAGAAUCGAAUCCUGCAGUUCUUGUCUCAAAAGAGAGAAACUGUUUGUUGUUUGGAAUUUGAUAUAUAGAAUUUACAGUAUCUUUUAUAUGGUUAAAUGUAAUAAUAGC